Molecule: messenger RNA, 3950 nt
Organism: Heteronotia binoei (common prickly gecko)
Lineage: Eukaryota; Metazoa; Chordata; Lepidosauria; Squamata; Gekkonidae
Gene: ITPRID1
Product: ITPR interacting domain containing 1
Exons: 12
Coding region: 52-3207 (1051 amino acids)
Molecular function (GO): signaling receptor binding
Source: RefSeq, a predicted model, not a curated record
CAUGAUUUACAAGAAAGCAGAGACAAUGCAGCUCUUUCACCUUCCCAGGGAAUGGCACAAAUGACAGUGCAGAACUACAUGCGAUCCCUGCAUCAUUUCUCAGAAAUGCCUGUUCUCUCGAGAUGGAAUGGUGUCAGCUCUUCCCAUUCUCAUUCCAAUGCACCAAAAAGUGUCACCGAAUGGCUGGAGUUCUCAGAGAAGGAUCCAGUUGAGAUUCUGCUGGAUUUGGGGUUUGGCAUGGAUGAACCUGAUAUCUGCACUAAAAUCCCUUCUCGGUUCAUUAGUUCUGCAUCCAUGGCUAAAGGCAUCAAUAUUCGGGUCUUCAUAGAAGCUCAGAGGCAGCGCUUGGAUGUAGAAUCUCCAAAUUUAUAUGGGCGUUUUCGGCAACUGCAAGUCCUGGAUCAUGUGACCAGUGCCUUUUCUUCGUUGCUGAAUGACAUCAACCUUAUGCAGCAGAAUACAGAAGACAGUAAUGGAGAGGGGAAGGGGGUGGCAGGUGUCCCAAAGAGCAGAGCUGUGGUCUCACCAGCAAAGCGGAGAAGAAUAGGUCAGCUCCUGAGAAAAGUGUCUCGGCAAUCAACGACGCACGGUCCUCCAGUUUACCAUAGUGGUGGCGCAUCUGUUGUUGAUGUGGACAGGUGCAUAACAGCCAGGUCUGCCUUAUGUGAAAACACUGCCUUGGAUGCUCUCAAAGAGGAGAUGCUUCCCAGUGAGGAGGAGGAGGAAGAGGAGGAGGAAGACAAGGCUCUGACUGUAUCUCUUCCUGUACAGUUUAUCACAAGCAAAACUCGGAUGUUGCCUCAUCUGCCUAUUAAACAGGCCCAUUUUCUUUCAACCUCUGAGAUGCCUACUAAAGACAGACCCCGCAAGGAGCCCAGUUUGCUUUUGAACCACAUGCUCAAGAGGGUAUCUGGCUUAAAUGCCAAGCCUUCGGAUUCCUUUGAAAUGGAAGAGAUCCAGAGCUUUGAGGAUGAAUCUUCAUGGGGAAAUCCUCUUGAAAGCACUUCAGAUGUGAUUGUAACAAGAACAAAUAGUUGUCAGUCUGACAGCAGUGGAUUUCUGGAAGAUCCAUCAGAGCCCUUACCUCUGCAGGUCUUAUCUCUGCCUGGGAAUUUGAGACUUAGUGGCAACAUCUACGAUAAUCAAGCCUACCUGAGACACAGGAAGGAGUCGGCUCUGAGCAGCCAGGAUUCUCAUCCCCAUGUAGAGACAUCUGGUGCUGUUCCUUCCUCCACCAAGGGUGGCAAUGUUUUACUACUGCCCACUCUAAGCAGAGAACAGACUUUCCCAGGGGAGGAAGUUUUCUAUUCCAUAAAUGAAGAGGACGACCUAGUGGAGAACUCCAGUGGUCCAUAUGAAGGUGCAGUCAGUGAAACAGGAAGUGAGACGCAUGAGACGGAGUUGCAAGAUCAAAGAGGACAAUCGGUGAAAGAAGAGGAUGGUUGCAUAGAAGACCGCAUUGCUUGCCAUCAUAGUAACAGCCUGGAUCAGGACAACACUAGCUCUCCAGAAGAGACCUGGCCUUCAUACUCCAGCGAAAUGCAUGAAAAUCCAGGCUCUACUGCCACUGAGAUAGGGUGUGUAAGCCCCACUAUACUCAGCAAUGAGCAGAUAUGUGUAGACAAAAAAGAAAGUGAGGGACUUUUGACUGAAGAGGAAUCUGGAGGACUAUGUAGAGGAAAUGAAGAGGAAGGUAUUGGAGAAAGUGUAGAAGGAAAGCGGUGGGAUAGCAAGUUGGAUUUUCCUGUUCCCCCUACAGACAUUGGUGUCACAAACGACCAUCAGGACUCUAUCAAACCACCUGCUGGUUUUGGUAGAGCAUGCAGACCUUCGGAUAUACCUCUGGCAUCCGAAAUUGAGCAGGGGGACCCAGCUGCUCAACAUGAGAUCAGUGCUAUUUCAAGGAGCCCUCUUCAAGAUUCGAGCCUUUCUGUAUAUUGCCUUGAAGAUGGAGAGACUCGCUCUUUGAAUGGAUUACCAGCAAGCACCAAACUGGACAAAGGCAAGAGUGUCCCUGGCUUUGAAGCAAACCAUGGUCAUUUCAGAUCUGUAACUGUCCAGAUGCCUUCAAUGCUCAUGUUGAGUAUGCAGAGCAUCCACUUGGACGAUGCAGCUGUCAAAGGCCGGUCUUUGGAUGCCACAUCCAAGGCCUCCCGGCAUUCUGAGGAGAAAACUCUAACUUCUUCAGCACUGGGCGCUUUAAAGGAAGAAGAUAAGGAAGUGAAGGAAGCGUCUAUUCAAACUGAGAGGAGUGGCACCGCGCAAAAAGCGUUUCCCCUGUUUCCUUUCAUCCCUUCAUUUAACAGGCACAGUCAUCUCGUAAAGUCUGCCUCUCUAGACACUGGGCUGCAUGGGGAAUACCGACCUUGCUGCUAUGAACCUUUUCAUGUCUGGCGUGCCCAGCAUGGAGGUCACUGCUGUCCUUUGAGCUCUCAUCACUGCUGUUCGCUGCAGUCUUUCCAUCUAGCUCCUUUGUGCAAACCUCCUGUAAUGUGCUGUUCCUCACAUGCCACCCUGGAGCUACAGCUUCUGAAAACACUGAAGCUACUGCAGGACACAGCAAUGAGAAACGUUUCUUCUUGCACAGUUCAUGAAAUCGAAGCGAUGAAAAAUUCGUGCCAGAAGUUUCGCAACCGUCUGGAUGAGAUUGAGCAGCAGCUGAUAGAGCAAGAAAUCCUCUUUUCCAGCGCUAUAUCAGAUGAACGACGAGGGGAGAGGAGACAACUCCAGGCCUUGCGCCAAGCUGUUCGACGAGAGGUGGCUGAGCUGGAAUGUCAGCUGAAGGAUCGUGCUCGCCAGCAGCUGGAUCAGUUGUUGGGCGAGCAGUCUAAUCUGUGCUCAGAGCUUGCAAUUUCUGAAGCUCAGAGUGAGCACAGUCUUCCAGAGGCUACCGCCGAUGCUGCCACCACUACUUUCUUGUGUAGAGCUGGGUGUUCCAGAGAUAUCCAUCACAGACCUCCAAGCAGGAGUGUGGCAGUCUCGCCCAGCCCCUCAACUCCCUUAUUAAGAAAAACUGAGGUGCUGCAGGCCCCACCUUUACCUCCAAGCAAGAAGAAUUCUACAGCAGACUCCAAGGAGCUGCACAGCAGUAAAAAGGAAACAAAAGGUCCUCCUCAGCCCAAACUGGACUUUAAGGCCUUUCUGCAGAAUCUGAAGAAAUCAUUCCGAAAUUCUUUUGGCAAUGAUGCAACAGAAGGAAAAGACUGAGGGAUGGCAUCAUUUUUAUGUGAUAUGUUCUUCCACAACAUUUUUUUGAAAGCAGCUCACAGGAUCAGAAUGAAGCAACUUUCUCAUUAAUGUUAAAAUUGCUUUAAUGAGAUUCAGGAUUGAGAAAGACAAUAUCUGGGAAUACUGGGAAAAGCCAUGAGGAAAGAUGUGGAUUACAGAGAUAUGGCCUCGUUGGGAACUGCGUGCUGAACAAUUUGUGAUCUUGCUUGCAUCUCGUACUUUAAUGGUGUCAAGAAUAUGGUGGUCAUGAACAAUUAGCCAUUGUGUGGCUUUUUCUAUCUCCAGUCCAAUCUAGACAUUUAUUUCCUGUGAUUAGGCACCAUCUGCCAAGAGGAAUUUGAACAGCAGAGACAAGAACUCUGAGCCAUGGCAUUUGAAAACUGGCUCCAUAAUGUCUGUGCUCCUGGCCCCUUCAGCUCCACAAUAGCUCAAGAAAUGUGGUUGCAGGUGACUGUCCCUCCUCUGGUCUUGGCUCAAGUAUAUUGUUAACAGCCGCCACUGUUGCUGGCCUUUAGUGGCCUCUGAUAGUUGUUAAACAACACUUAAAAUAUAGCAGCACAAAACAUCAGAAUAUAGGCUUUCAGUGUUAAUUGUUUCCAGCCUCUGUGAUCAUGAGGUAGAUAACAAAGCUGUCCUCCUGUUCUGAAUAGGUAGCCAGCCGAAAUAGUACCUCAGGUUUCUUUCUCUGUCACCUAGCAGCCUGGUGCCCUUCUACCCCAUGA